Molecule: messenger RNA, 2934 nt
Organism: Ilyonectria robusta
Lineage: Eukaryota; Fungi; Ascomycota; Sordariomycetes; Hypocreales; Nectriaceae
Exons: 3
Coding region: 1-2934 (977 amino acids)
Source: RefSeq, a predicted model, not a curated record
AUGUUUUCCAUAUCAGCAAGGCUAAUCACUUUAGCAUCGUUAUGUUCGUGGGUUUUUCUGGCUGUAUCUGCACAGCAAGAUCUGUUAGUCUUCAAAUCAGGUCUCAGCAAUCGCAAGCUUGCCAGUCAGAACAGCGCUCCGGAUAUUUGGGUCGACUCGGACGAUUUCAAAGGCAUCCAAAAAGCAGCCAGUGAUCUUGCAAUUGAUUUCGGUCGGGUAGUUGGUGUCAAUGGUACGGUACGGCUUUUGGGCAAAUCGGACAGUCGUUCUAAGCCAGUAUCCCUCAUCAUCGCGGGUGCCGUUGGCCAUUCAACACUGAUCGAUGGCCUUGUCUCUGACGGCAAACUCGAUGUUUCCGAGAUUGAGGGAAAAUGGGAGGCAUAUACGUCGGCUUUUGUCAAGAACCCCCUGGACGGCGUCAGCUGGGCCCUUGUGGUGGCAGGGAGCGACGUGCGUGGAACAAUCUUCGGCCUCUAUGACAUUUCCGAAAAGAUAGGCGUUUCGCCCUGGUACUGGUGGGCAGAUGUUCCCCCAAAGAAGAAGACCGAUAUUUGGGUCCAGGAGACACGAAAGGUCCAAGGCUCUCCAUCCGUCAAGUAUCGUGGCUUCUUUAUCAACGACGAGGCGCCCGCGCUUACGAGCUGGGCCGAACCGAGAUUCAGGCGCACCGCUAACGGAAGACCGUUCACCGGGGAAUUUUACAAACUCAUCUUUGAGCUCUGUCUUCGCCUGCGUGCCAACUACAUCUGGCCAGCCAUGUGGGGCAGCAUGUUUUACGUCGACGACAAGGAAAACGGACCCAACGCCAACGACUACGGCGUCUUCAUUGGUACCAGUCACCAUGAACCGAUGGCGCGAGCAGAAACAGAGCAGCAGCAGCAGCUGGAGGGAUCCUGGGACUGGAUUGGGAAUAAAAAGAAUAUUACCGAAUUCUUUAGGGGAGGGGCUGAGCGUGCUAAGGACUGGGACACUAUAUUCACUAUGGGUAUGCGAGGUGCGGGAGACGUUGAGUCGCCGACCCUCACCUCAGAUUCACUCGAGGAAAUUCUCAAAGUGCAGCAGUCAAUCCUAAAAGAUGUCUUGGAUGUCAAGGAUCUCGGACAAGUACCGCAGACCUGGGUAUUGUACAAGGAAGUCGGGCGCUAUUACCAAGCGGGCAUGGAAGUUCCGGAUACCGUUACUCUUCUCUGGACCGACGACAAUGCUGGAAACCUACUACGAACCCCCUUCGCAAACGAAACAGACCGAGAAGCAGGUGCCGGUGUAUACUACCACUUUGACUACGUCGGGGCUCCACGAAGCUACAAAUGGAUCAACACCAUUCAGCUUGUCAAGACAUGGGAGCAAAUGCACCUGGCCUAUGAAAAGGGCGCCCGGGAGAUCUGGAUCGCCAACGUGGGAGAUCUUAAGCCUUUGGAAAUUCCCAUGACCCAUUUCUUGGACAUGGCCUAUGACAUGUCCAAGCACACAACGCCCGACAGCACGACGGAGUGGAUUAAGAGAUGGGCAAUUCGCGAGUUUGGCAAGCCGUCCAUCGCCGACACAAUCGCGCGCAUCCUCAACACAUACGGCAAGCUUAUCGUUCGCCGCAAGUACGAGCUCCUAAGCCGCGAGCCUUUUGCGUACAGCGUUUCCAACUACGACGAGGCCGAGCGAGUAAUCAAAGAGUGGUCGGAUCUUGUCGACUUGACGCAAAGCGUCUACGAUGCCCUUCCUCAGGACACGCAAAUACCCUUCUUCGAAAUGGUGCUGCAUCCGGUGCUGGCGGGCAAGACUGUUGUCGAGCUCUACAUCAAGGCGGCUUUGAAUGCCUGGCACCAUAGCCAGAGACGUACCAGCACUGAUCGCCUAGCGAAAGACGUCAACGACUUGUUUGCUCAGGACGCCGAGAUCACGGAUAGGUACCAUUCAUUGAAGGACGGCAAGUGGGAUCCCAUACUCAACCAGACUCACAUCGGGUACACUUUCUGGAACGAGCCUCCUGUCAACGCCAUGCCGAAUGUCAGCUACCACACCAAGGACAACGUUCCUCAAUCGGGCAUCAUGGGCGUUAGUGUUCAAGGGAGCAGCAGAAGUUCGCCUGGAGAUCCCGAACCCACCCUCUUGUCCGUUGACCGCUAUAUGCCACCCUCUGAGAAACGGUAUCUCGACAUCUUCACGCGCGACAACGGCACUUUCUCCUACAAAAUCACACCCAACGCCUCGUAUGUUACUGUUUCUAAUUCACGCGGCACCCUCAAGGCUCCCGGUGAGAAAAGCGACAUUCGAAGUUUCAUCUCCGUAGACUGGAGCAAAGCUCCCAAAGGGCUUAGCUGGGUUGGUCUGAAGGUUUCUGCUGCGAAUGGCCGAGAUGUCACGGCGGUAUUGCCGGUCAACAAGACGUCUGUGCCCAAGGAUUUCCACGGCUACGUCGAGUCCGGAGGCGUUGUUUCAAUUGAAGCAGAGCACUAUACAAGUGCCGAGAAGAAGGGCAGCCUGUCAUACACCACUAUUCCCUACUACGGCCGCACUCUCUCUGGUGUGAAGCUUUGGCCUGCUACCGCCGAUUCGCAGACUCCUUCUUCAGCACCAAAGCUGACGUACUCUUUCCACACAUUCAAUUCGCGCAGUUCAGCUAGGGUCAUGGUGUUUCUCGGGGCUACGCUGAAUCACGAUCCAAGUCGCCCGCUAAAAUACGCCUUCGCCAUCGACGGUAGAAGUCCUGUCACUGUACAACCCGUGCCUACGACACCUAUGGGUAGCGUGCCGGACGGCUGGGAGGAUGCAGUUAUUCCGGGAGGGUGGACGUCGAUAUCGACUGUUGAGCUUUCAGCUGGUUCGCAUCAACUCUCACUUUGGCUUCUGGAGCCUGGCGUCGUUGUUCAAAAGCUAGUUGUCGACGUUGGCGGGUUCAAGUCGAGCUCCCUUGGGCCUCCGGAAAGCUACAAAGUCUAA